GGGAGGGAGGGAGGAAGGGAGUGGGGAGGCUAGCGCGUGCCCGCCAGCUCAGCGCCACUUCCGCUUCUCUGCUCCCGUGGGUUACUAGGGGCGACCGUGGCCCGGCCGGGGCUUGGUGCCCCCCGGCGCCCCCGCCGGCCUCCACGGCCUAGCGGCUAUAUCCUCUCGCCGCCGCGCAUCCUUGCCCAAUCAGGGCAGAAGCUGGCGCGAUGGCGGCGGCAGCUCCGCGGCCCGAAGUCGAGGAGGCCGCUGAGCCCCCUUGGACGCUGCUGAGCCGGCAGACGGAUGGAGAGGUCACGGCCAAGGCCCCGCUGGCCCCGCCGGGCCUGGCCGGGGGCAAGCACCGCGGUAUCUGCUCUCGCUCCUACUUCCUGGUGCUGAUGGUGUUCGUGCACCUCUACCUGGGCAACGUGCUAGCGCUGCUCUUCUUCGUGCACUACAGCAACGGUGACUCGUCCGGGCCAGGGCCGGCAGCUGGCCAAGAGGUAUCCCCAGACCCAGGACCCGCGGCUCCCGCCCCCGCCCCACGGGCCCCAGCUGCCCCUCCAACCCCUGCUCUCUUCGGAGCGCCCCUCACCCGGCUAGAGGGCAUCAAGGUUGGCUACAAACAGAAGGUGGAGCUGAUCCCCAACAAAAUACAUGAUGUGAAGACCCUCAGCUUGAAGCCUCUUCUCUUUGAAAUUCCCAAUUUUCUGAGUGAGGAAGAGUGUAAACUGAUUAUCCACCUGGCCCAGCUGAAAGGGCUGCAGAAGAGCCAGACACUUCCCACCGAUGACUAUGAGGAAGCCAUGGAAAUGAUCGAUGUCAGCCCCAUGGACAUCUUCAAUCUGCUGGACCAUAACCAGGAUGGGCAGCUGCAGCUCAAGGAGGUGUUGACCCAUACCCGUUUGGGGAAUGGGAAGUGGAUGACACCUGAGAACAUCCGGGAGAUGUACAGUGCAGUCAAGGCCGAUCCUGAUGGUGAUGGUGUGCUAAGUUUGGAGGAGUUUAAGCAGCUAAACCUCAGGGACUUCCACAAGUACAUGGGGAGUCAGAAGGUGAAGGUGAGCGACCUGGUACGCAAUAGCCAGCACACCUGGCUGUACCAGGGCGAGGGCGCCCAUCAGGUCAUGAGAUCCAUCCGGCAGAGGGUGCUCCGCCUCACUCGUCUGCCCAGAGAGAUUGUGGAGCACAGUGAACCCAUGCAAGUGGUCCGGUAUGACCAGGGUGGGCACUACCAUGCUCACAUGGACAGUGGGCCUGUGUUUCCAGAAACAGCUUGCAGCCAUACAAAACUCAUCACUAAUGAAUCGUCCGCCUUUGAGACUUCCUGUCGCUAUGUGACUGUGCUGUUUUACCUGAACAAUGUCACAGGUGGUGGGGAGACAACUUUCCCAGUGGCAGAUAACAGGACCUAUGAUGAGCUGUCCCUGAUCCAGAAUGACAUUGAUCUCCGAGAUACCCGGAAACAUUGUGACAAGGGGAACCUGAGAGUGAAGCCUCAGCAAGGCACCGCUGUCUUCUGGUACAACUACCUGUCUGAUGGGCAAGGUUGGGUAGGAGAACUGGACGAAUAUUCAUUGCAUGGUGGCUGUCUGGUCACUCAGGGAACCAAAUGGAUUGCUAACAACUGGAUCAAUGUAGACCCCAGCAAGAGUCGACAGAUCCAUUUCCAUCAAGAGAUGGCUCGUUAUGCCCAAGAGGAACUUGAGGCCCAAACUGAGUGGACAGUGGACAAGUCCUACAAGAAUGUGCAUGUAGAACUCUGAGGGUGGGGUUGGAAUCAGAGAUAGCAGCAGCCAGACUUGGAGCAACCUCUUCAGUGACAGUCACAGGAACGUUGGUAUACUGUUUGCUUUCACUGGAAGCUGAUAGUUCUUUGCCUUUUCUGCCAGGAAGACCCCCAGAUUGGGGUGUCUGACCUUCCCCUCAUUCAAGAGGCUAUAAGAUGAUAUCUGAGAUAUUAGAUUCAGGGUGGUCAGAAUAUUGAAUUAGCAAGAAAGUGUGGCAUAAUUACAUCAGGCAACCAUGAGCACCCAGAAAGAGCUCUGCUGCUCUAUGUCCAUGGAAUUUCCCUAGGAAAAAUGACCUAGAAGGAUUUUCAAAGCAAGAAGGAAUUUAGUUGGAGCCCAAUUUUCCUCCAGUAAUUACUACUUUCCCCAUACAAGCCCAGGCUAUAGCUAAGGAGGUUUAUUUUGAGGACAGGUGGUCUCCUGGUGGAAGAAAGGGUUUAAAGUCAGAUUUCACUUUCACACUGUGUAGUUGAGAAUUUGAGUCCUUACACUAUUUGUAGAAAUGUCACUGUCACCAGGAAAAAAAGCUGAUUUGGUGCUUAAGAAUUCCAGAGGGUUUGGGGAGGUGUGGGUAGGAGAACACUGGCUAAUUCCCAACUUUCUCUGGGAACUUGGAUCCCUGAGGUGAAAUCCUCCUUUUUUGUUUUUGUUGUUACACCAUCCUGACAAUGACCAUGGUGGGUGUUUAAGUCUUCCCACUGUAAGGAAUACUGUAGCCUUCAAAGCUUCAUGCCUCUGAUUCAUAGGCCAGACUUCCUAGUGCUCAGGUUUUAACCUUGGACAGAGCUCAUGUAGAAAAGAAAUAAUCACAUGAAAGCUGAGCAGGAUUGUAGAGAUCAGCUCAUCUGGCCCCCUCAUUUUGAAGAAGAGGAACUGAGACCUAGAAAGAAGUGACUUGCCAAAGGUCACACUGCGUUGAUGACAGAGCCAGGACUAGAACCCUUGCCAGCAGCAGGGUGAGGGAUGAUACCAUAUAUGGGCACAUAGCAAUGGUUUCUUCUCAGGGGAGAAUAGGUUUUAAUCAUGCUGAAGUAUUAAAUUAUUGGGGUAAAAGGGAAAUUUAAAGUGCAAUAGUAACAAUUUUACAGAAUGGUGAAGUGAUUUUUUUUCCAUUUAAAGUUGUGUGUUCUUUGUGAGCAGUGGGUAACUGAUAUGCUAGAUCCUGGGGGCUCUUCUUGAAGAGCAGCUGCCUAUUUGCAACCUUAGAGGCAUUUGCCAUAUACUAGAGGAGUCAGAAAAUGUCUGCAUCCCUUCUGAAAUGGGAACACUCACUGCCCUUUCUGGUUCCUGGCCCUGUCUUUGUUAUCUCUGCUCACAGUAUCAUACAUCUGCAACUGGUGACUUGUGUACAACCAUGCCGCAUCCACUGAUAUAUGCAAAUGCUCCUGCAGCUACUGGGGUUCAUCCUGGUGUAUGAGUGUAUUCUUCCCCCCCCCCCUUCUCUUUCACACCCCUACCACAUUACAGAUCCCUUAGAACAAAACCAAA
Molecule: messenger RNA, 3260 nt
Organism: Monodelphis domestica (gray short-tailed opossum)
Lineage: Eukaryota; Metazoa; Chordata; Mammalia; Didelphimorphia; Didelphidae
Gene: P4HTM
Product: prolyl 4-hydroxylase, transmembrane
Biological process (GO): peptidyl-proline hydroxylation to 4-hydroxy-L-proline
Cellular component (GO): endoplasmic reticulum
Molecular function (GO): calcium ion binding; L-ascorbic acid binding; iron ion binding
Source: RefSeq, a predicted model, not a curated record